AUGUCUACGUCCUUGAUUGUGAAUAAAUACCUAGCACUUUACAAUAUAAUUGCUGCACUGCUCUGGUUUGUCAUUUUAUUUCAAACAUUACGAGAUGCGAUCAUAUUUUUGAAUCAUGAUUCUGAUGUUGAGCCUACAGCAGAAUGCAUCUACAUUUCACAUAGUUAUACUGAUUACCCUCACAAGACUCUUGUCUUGGUUCAAGUUUUUAAUGCAGUGGUCGAAAUUUCAAACGCAUUACUGGGUAUUGUGAAAUCUUCAAUUCCAACUGUAUUAUUACAAUUUUUGGCCAGAUUAUUGAUUACUAUUGGAAUUAGCUACUAUGUUCCCGAAUCAGAAGGAAAUUUUCAUUUUAUGAGCUAUAUUACUUUAUCAUUGGCAUGGUCGGUCACAGAAGUUAUCAGGUACAGUUUCUUUUCAGCUAAAUUAGUUAAAAAUGAUAUUCCUUACGGCUUACUUUGGUUACGUUAUUCAACAUUUUUCAUAUUGUAUCCAGCUGGAUUAUUUAGCGAACUGUAUGUGGUUUACUUGAGUUUAGAUUCUGUACGUGGAUACGCUUAUUAUUGGUUUCUAAUCUUUGCCCUUACUAUGUACAUUCCAGGAUUUUUCGUGUUAUAUGGAUAUAUGAUUAAACAAAGAAAGAAAGUUUUGAAUGCCAGCAAUGCUAAAAAGUUGCAAUGA
Molecule: messenger RNA, 681 nt
Organism: Debaryomyces fabryi
Lineage: Eukaryota; Fungi; Ascomycota; Pichiomycetes; Serinales; Debaryomycetaceae
Product: protein tyrosine phosphatase-like domain-containing protein
Exons: 1
Coding region: 1-681 (226 amino acids)
Biological process (GO): sphingolipid biosynthetic process; fatty acid elongation; very long-chain fatty acid biosynthetic process
Cellular component (GO): endoplasmic reticulum membrane
Molecular function (GO): 3-hydroxyacyl-CoA dehydratase activity
Source: RefSeq, a predicted model, not a curated record